This is a messenger RNA of Paramecium sonneborni, 329 nucleotides long. The record is from the annotation of a GenBank genome assembly. Lineage: Eukaryota; Ciliophora; Oligohymenophorea; Peniculida; Parameciidae.
CUUAAAAGUCACAUGAGCAACAAAUAAUCAGCUAAUACUUAAGAACUCUCUGAUGAAGGUAUUAAUAUUCAGCUCUAUUCAUUUAGAAUUUAUGAAACUUCAUGCAAAAUAAUUCUAUAGAACUCAUGGAUAAUUGAUUGGGAGUAAGUAAUAGUAUAUUCCGAUUCCAAAAUAGUAUAAUAAUAAUGGAAAAUUCACUGAUGUAAAAUCAUUAUAUAUUUCAGCAUUUAUUGAUGGCUACCAUGUAUAGAAAUAAUAGUUUGAAUACUACUUGUGAUAAGGAACGCUGGAUUAAUGGUUCAAAAGAUUGGAUGGAACAUUUAUAAUGA